AUGUCCUCAAACCCAGACACUCGACCCCUCCCAGACGGCUGGGUAACCCAGCUCAACACCCAGUACGGUACUUGGUUCUACGUCAACACAAAGGCCCCUGGCGGACCGCAGUCCCAGUGGGCGCACCCGGCGGACGACAAACCACCUCCUCACGAGUUCGCCUCCCCAUCCGGCCCGCCUCCAAGCCAGAACGAAAAGUCAUCCUACAACGCGGAGAAGAGCGAGUAUGGCCAGUCUUCGCAGCAAAUCCCCUACGACCAGCAACAGCAGUAUGCACAGCAGCAGCAGUACCAGCAGCCGUACCAGCAGACUCCGCCGCCGCAGCAGGAGAAGCGUAGCUUCCUCUCCAAGCUCACUGGCAAGUCAUCUGGCCAGCAGCAGGGAUUCCCAGGCGGCUACGGCACUCCGCCGCCGCCGGGCUACGCCCAGCCCAUGGGUUACGGCCAGCAGCCGAUGUACGGCGGAUACCCGCAGCAAGGCAUGUACGGUCAGCAGCCCAUGAUGAUGCAGGGCGGGCGCCGUAGGCCUGGCAUGGGUGCUGGUGGUGGCAUGGCCCUCGGCGCGGGCGCCGGUCUUCUUGGCGGCAUGAUGCUCGGCAAUGCUAUGUCGGACAACGACGGCUCCUAUGCCGAUGGGUAUCAGGAUGGAGCAGGCGAUUUCGGGGGCGGCGGCGGAGAUUUUGGCCCGAUGUCAAAGCCCAAAUCCUUCACAGACCUCAACCCCGACGUACUCUUGCACGUCGCCGAUUUCCUCGCACCCCCUACCUGGGCGCUAGGGGUGCACUGGCUCAAUGGUCCGCAGCCGCUACUGAGCAAUGCGGACAUACGCGCUCUCCGCUCGACCUGCCGGCACGCCCGCGACGCCCUUCCUCCUCCCGAUCUCAGUCCGCGCAUCAAGAAUGGCUUCAACGUGGGCGCCGAGCUUAGGUGCUGGGCUCAGGCGCCGGCGGGCGUGUUGGAGCGGGCCAAACGCAUCACUCUCCCAUCAUCGGACCGACGCCAGGACGACCUCAAUUUUCCGACCGCGCAAUCACGUUUCGACGACUUCACCACCUUGCUCUUUCGCUGCCCGAACCUCACCACACUCGACAUUGCGCACAGCCCCUUCUGCGUACAUGACUCGUAUGGUCUGGGAAUGAUACGCGCCUUUGCCCUCACACUGCCCCACAACCCCAGCCUCUCGAUAUCCACCCUCAGCGUAGCCCUCAAAUGUAGGGUCUGUGCUCUGGGGCUCACGCGCGUCCUCGCGUCCUGGUCCAUCCCCUCGUCACGACCAUCCGCGGCACCCUUCGUCAGCUCGAAGACCUCACCCUCCGUGACAAGAACACCCAUCACGUCAAAGUACGCGGCGUCAGCCUUCACCACGCCCUCCACCGCCAGUUCGACGCGGCCAUUACACGCGACCAAGGUCGUCCCUGGUACUGGUACGGAAAGGCGGAGAAGUGUUGCUUUCGCGACGCAGAACCAGACCAAAGAGUUUGCUAAGGACUCGCCCAUUGUCCCUGAGACAGCCCCACCACCAUCAAUUCGCUCAUACUCACCAGCCACUAGCUCACCUCUCCCAUCCAGCGACCGCGCGUCAUCACCAUCGGGUCCACGACGGCCCAUCCUCAAAGCCAGCGACCCGUCGUCCAUUCGCGUGGCGCGAACUGUGCGCGAGGGCUCGUGGGCCAAUCGCGAACCAGCUAGGAGGCUCGUCGUCGGAAACCAUCCAAAAGGCAUGGCGCGCGGAGGCUCCCUCGCUCAGCUCUGCGACACAGCAGAGGACGGUGUCGCGGGCAAGCUGCCCAGCGACGACGAUGUUCCUGGCUCGGACGAUAGCGCAGGCGGGGCUGACGCGCCGGGCGGCGACGGGAGUGACGAGGAGUCGGAGGAGAUCGAGUGCAUGCACCCCACAUCUCUCGUCAGCGUCAUCCUUGAAGGCGCCGAGGACCUCCUCACCCUCGAAGAGGCGUACUGCACCCUCACCGCCAAGAUGCGCGAGGUGUUGUACAGCAUUGGUCCGGUGACCGAGGAUACGCAGCUGCACCUGGACACGGUCGCCGAGCCCAUCUCGGAUGAGGCGCCGGCCCUCGUCCGCGCCAUGACGCGUGACCUCAGCCGUCUAAUGGGCAAGGUUCCACAGUCUGAGCACUCGCAAUCGUCGACACCGUUCCGCGGUCUGCAGCCAGAAACCAGGCCAGCGACAGCACGACUUCCCCCUUCGCCAUCCAACACGCCAUCAAGGAGGGGUUAUUCCGAGGCCGAGAUUCGGUACCGCCGCGAGGCGUCUAGUGUUGGUGCAGCGGCUCUCAGAUUCCUCGCGGCCCUGUUCAGCUCCCCACGCCUCUUCAGUGCGUUCUCCGAGGCCGACCUCAUCCAGCUGCUCGAGCAGGUCAUCAUGAUCCCAAAGACACCAGUGCUGCCGACGCCCAUUCCGAAGCGCACAUACUCGUUAGCGCUCUCAGUAAUGGCACACCUCAGAUUUCCAUCUCGUUGGGUCGCGCAGGUCCAGGACAAGAUCCUCGACGCGCUCGACAGCGCCUGGAACACGCUCGGCAACGGCGGUCCUCCUUUCGCCUUCAAGGACUCAACAAUGGUCAAGCGCGAGGCUUUCCACGCUCUCUCUUCCCUCCUCCGCUACUACCCGGAGAUCAUGGUCCCUGGAUACCAGCGCUACCUGGCCACCUCGCUGCGCGCCGUGUCUGCGACGGACAUAGAGAUGCGCCGCCUGGCCUCGGGCGCUGUCUCAGCCUUCGUCAAGGCCCGCUACCAGCUACUUGCCGACGCCGAGUUGGCAGUGCGGUUCGAAUGCGAUGACCACGCCACGUUGGAGUGGGAGGACAUGCGGAACCUGGUCCGCAAGAGCGAGCAGCACACGAUCAACUUCUUCAAGACCAUGGCCAAGUUCUCACCAAAGCGUUUCAACGACACCAGGUCGGAUAAGGGCCAGCAGAUGCGCUCUGAAUGGAGCUCACUUGAGGCGGCGUUCAGGUCGUUAGUCGGCAAGCCCGAGGAUGUUGCCUGGGCCUGCUCGACCUGGGCAGCUGUCGCAACUCUACUGGGUUCGUCGUACAACUCAUCCCCAUUUGUCCUCCACAUGGACCACAUCAUGGACCGCUCGCUACAGCCGUCAACCAACUCGGUCCGUCCCGUUCUUGCCUGCACUGCAUGGCAGCACGCCAUCCACGCCUACCUGCUUGCUGGAUCCUCUUGUUCCAUUUCCGACGGCCGCAUGGUACGCUCGUUCAACCCCUUCAUCGCGUCGUCGGGGCAGGAUGUCACCGCUCGCGUUAACAGGAUCAUGUUUCCCUUCAGGACGGCUGUGCAGGAGGCCCUCAACGUCGACAAUUUCGCGCGCGCGCUCGUCGAGUUUCCCGAGUUCCGCAACGAAAAGCGUUGGACGUGGAAGCGAGCCGAGAAGCCGCGCAAGACGGCGUACAUGGUCUCAGCCGGUUCGAUCGCACCGGCCAUCGUCUACGCAUACAGCACGCUCGCGCUCGACCACGAGGACCCGACCGCCAAGGAAGUCUCGCGGCUCUCGGGGUUACCGUCCUCUGACGGCGUCGCGCCCGAUCUCACGCCCGAGGAACUUCGCCUGCCGCGGCUGGACAGGACAUUCGAGCUUAUUCUCUUGCCCAUCUUGAAGCAAUCAUUCCCGAUUUGCGGCGUCGACCCGCUCAAGAACCAGGCGUGGUCGAUCCUAGAGGCCGUCACUGCUGAACCUCCCACCCCCACUCCUCAGAGGUCUAUCGACCGACUCCUCUCGUGGCGGUACUUUAAUGGCGACGUCGUCCACUUGGAGGCAACGGACCCGACACUCGUGCAAGAGCUGAUCCGCGCGUUCGAGGGCGACCGCAUUAAACCCUCCGAGAUCCCGGCAUGGGGCAAGCUCUGGGUCGCCAAGAGACUAGGCAAGCUUCUUACCCUAUUUGUUGACGCGUUCGAUGGCAUUGGCGGCAUCAACAACCUCAGCUCCGUCGAAUGGGUGUGCAACGUCGACGGCAUUGUGCUCCUCCCUCAGACGUUGUCGCAUGUGUGGACCAACCUCCUCUGUGCCAUGUCAAUCACCCAUGUCCCAGAAGGUGCGGCGACGCCGCUCUUCAAGAUUGGCCUGUAUGCUGUCACGAAGACGCUCCUCGAAAUCUUUGACCGCGAUCCCGUGGAGUACAUGCCCAUCUGCUUGCUCAACGAGGAUGGCCAUUCGACGCUGAGCCCCUCGGCGAUCCGCCUCGGCGUGGUCAUGCACCUCAUCCGCGUAGCCGAGGAGGUCCUCGGUGAGCGUGCGCUCGGCACAGUGCAGAUCGAGUCUCCCACUCAGUCCCGCACCCUGGAGGAAGACGAGGCUUUCGGCAACCCCACAGUGGCGGGACAUGUCCUCAAGCACAUCCUCCGCUCCAAGCACUUGACGCAGACUAUGGACGACAAGACGCGCGAGCGGUUCAGGGAGCUCGUCUCGUGGCUCCUCCGGAUCGGGUCUAGGCAGAACACACGUAUGCUGGGACAUGUCGCCAACGCGAUGCCGUGGAUCUUCGAGAACCACGAGCGCCUGCAUUUCGACGUCUGGCGUACACUCUCCCUUGCAUGGAUCGGCGCGGUUGACCUGCAGCCUGCGGACACGGCGGCCAAGACCAACUACACCGGCGACUUGUUGGUUAGUCUCCUCUCGUGCCCGUUCCGCAGCGAGAGCUCCGACUCGGUCUGGUACAAUACCCCAGCCGACGAGGAUCUCGCUGCGUGGGACUCGCUUCUUGAGACUACUGUCUUGCGCUUCCGCGCCAAGCGCGUUGGCUCGAACUUUGGCGUCCUCGAGACACUCGCCGCCCACUUGGAGGACUUUGCAGCUGUGUCGGGUGACUAUGUCGAGACAAAGCGUCGCCUGGCCUCGCCGACCAUGCUGCACUGCCUCGCGGUCGCGUCGUCCAAGGUCUCGUUGGUGCCUACUGAGCACUACCACGCGUCGCACUUCAGCAUUAACGAGAACUAUGUCCCCGUCGACUUCCUCAGUUUCAUCUCGUCUGUGCUAGACGCAUCAUACCCCGCUGCCGAGCCGGGUGCAGUCGCUCGUCUUGUCAACACCGUCUCAGACGUCUUCCGCGCGCUCCCGGCCAACGCUGUGCCCGACGUCCUGGAGCCUCUUCGCACGUCGCUCGUCAUGUGGAUGAAGGACGAGGAGAAGGCCGCCGGUGGUGACCUUGUCCACGAGCUCGAUGGGUUGUACAUCGCCAUCCUGAGCGCGAUCACCCUCGCCAUCGAGAGCGGCAGCAUGCCUGCCUCGAGCGCUACGAUGAACAGCCUUAUCGACAUUUAUGCUCCACGUCUCUCGUGCGCUCGCAGUGCUGCCGUCCCCACUGCGUUCCAGGACUUCUGGCGGCGGUCGUUCCAGCCUGCGGGCCGCCUCGAGUACUCGGACGACGUCGCGGGAUUCCUCCAGGACGUCCUUACCGCCGUGCCGGGUCUCAUCAUUGUCGAGGGUCUGUACUCUGACGAGUCACAGUCGUGUGCCAGCGACCGCUUCCCGUUCGCUGGAUCUGUCCAGCCGCAGAUCGCCGAGCCAGCUGUCACCCAGGACUCCGAAGACAUCGUACCAGAGACGCAGAACAGCCGCGGCGAAUACGAGGAGGAAGCGGAUGAGGCUGUCGACCUGUCCCUCGACGAAGCUGAAAGCCCGCGUCCGACGCCUGCGAACCCGUCGACCGACUCUCACACCGACUACGACGCCGACGUCUCGCAGUCGCAGCCGCAGCUCAAGCGGAAACCCGAGGUGCUCAUUGACUCGUCGCCGUCUUCGGCCGGGUCGACAGACGUCUUCGGCCCCAAGAAGCGCGCCAAGAGCACGAAGACGAGUCGCAGACGCACUCGGUCGAAAGCUGCGCGCUCGCGCGCCUCAAGCCCCGGCGUAGGCAACGACACGGUCAUUUUCGGCACGGACAUCGAGGACGAGCCGACUCCCCCACGCCAGUCGCGCGACGCGAAUCGGCCCGAGUCGAUUUUCGGCAAGCUCCUGCGCCGCGUGCCAAGCAUUGGCUCGUUCUUCGCCGAGCACGUGCCCGCCAGCUAUGAGCUGGAGGACACGGACGUUGACGAGGACGAGCCUGGAAACAACACAUACGAGUCGAUCAACGAGGAACAUGUCGGGAACAACACGUACGACGAGUCAGCGAGCCAGGGCGACAUUGUGGACGAGUUGCGCAAGGAGCCCGUCCAGCCUGAGGUCGUCCUGUCGGCGCCAGUUGUGACGGACGAGCCUUCUCCCGCCGAGAUGGACGUCGAGUCCGUCGAGCCACCAGCACGCAAGCCGACACCCGCAGCCCGCGUGAUGAGGCGCUCGCAGAGCAAGCAGUCGACGCCUUCGCUCGAGCCGACACAGGUCAACUCGGAGCCCGAGUCGCAGGUCGAGUCGCAGUCUGAACCGCGCAGACGCUCCCGCCGCGUUGCGAACCAGUCGCUCGCAGCUGAGGUGCGGCCCACACACUCACGCAAGACCCCAAGUGUUGAGCCCACUAUAGCCGAGGAGCCCGAGCCUCAACUGGGAGUCCGGCCCGCUCUUCCUGAGCCAGUCACCAGGCUCCGGUCAGCUGAGCCAGCCUCCCAGCCCGCCGCCGCCCAGCCGGAGAAGGGCCAGUCACAGCGCUCCACACGCUCAUCGGCCCGCCGCAAGCGCGAGUCGGAGAGCAUAGUCGAGGAAUCCGCCAACCGCCGUCCCAAGCGCCUACGCACGACUGCAUCUGCUCCGAACCCAAAAACCGAGGCCAAGGAUGCGCGCUCGCUCCGCCGUGAGCGGCGGCAGACGGUGUCCAGGACGACCAGUGCUGAGCCUCGGUCGAUCGAGGAAACUCCAGAGGUGGGGGAGCCUAAAACCCAAGUCGGGGAGCCGAUCGAGGAGGAGCCCGCCGAGGAGCCUGCCGAGGGCGACCAGCCCAUCGCCGACGUUGCGGCCGUCGGCGAGCCGAUUGAGGUCGACGCCCCAGAGGAGCAGCUCGAGCCGGAGCUCGAACAGGAGGAGCAGAUCGAGGUCGACGAGACACCUUCCGACGUCGGCUUCUCUACUGUGGUCAAGGACCUCGCCGGACAGCUCGACCUUGAGGAGCCUGCGGACCGCAGCGAGGCCAUUCCCUCUGCGUUCCAGGAUGCGCCCUCUGUCCUCGAGGACGGCCCUUCUGCCUUCUUGGACGCGCUCGACCGUUCUGAAGCGAUCCCGUCGGCCUUCCAGGAUGCUCCCACCCCGACCCGCCCUGCUCUUGCACGUAUUCCAGGCCCCGCCUCUGCCAAUGAGGACGAGGAGGACGAGGAGGAGGUCGAGCGCCUGACUGCCCAGCACCGCCUCCUCGCGACGCUGGACGCGGCCGUGGGUGACGAUACGGCAUUGGUCAACCUCGACCUGACCGGCGCCCACGCGGUCCUUGGGUACGCGCGUCGGUUGCAUGACGCUGCGAUGGCAACUCUGGCUGCGUUUGCGCGUGAGGGUGAGGCCAGCCGUCUCCGCCGCACGCGCACUUUAUAG
Molecule: messenger RNA, 7482 nt
Organism: Cutaneotrichosporon cavernicola
Lineage: Eukaryota; Fungi; Basidiomycota; Tremellomycetes; Trichosporonales; Trichosporonaceae
Exons: 10
Coding region: 1-7482 (2493 amino acids)
Molecular function (GO): protein binding
Source: RefSeq, a predicted model, not a curated record